CUUUCGAUUAAACAAAACAAAAAUCCUAACCUAACCAGCAAAAAGGAAGAAGCUCAAAUUUCAAAAUUCGAACUUGGCGCUCUUUCAAGUUCAGAAUCACAGAUCCCUAAUUCCCAUUUGUCAGAUCGUCAAGCCUUUCUCUUUCUCUGUUUCUGUCUCUUCCUCACCACAAAGCAACAGAGAUGGGUGCCAAUCACAGCCGCGAAGAUCUGGAGCUCUCCGACUCCGACGCAGAAAAUUACGAAGAACAGUCGGAUCAAGAAGAAGCUGAAGAAGAAGAAGAAAACUACCAUGACGCAAAAGAUAGGUCCUCGGAGCGCCGACCCCAAACACCGUCUUCGCUUGAUCAAGUAGAGGCCAAGCUCAAGGCCCUGCAGCUUAAAUACCCCUCCUCAGACCAGAAUCCCAAUCUCAAGAAUGCCGUCAAGCUCUACCUCCACAUCGGCGGAAACACCCCCAUCGCCAAAUGGGUAGUCUCAGAGAAACUCACUUCGUACUCUUUCGUCAAGACCUCUCGAAUCGACGGUGACAAUGACGAGGACGAAGACGGGGACGAUGACGAGGAGGGCGGAGAUUCUUGGUGGUUUUUGAAAGUGAGUUCCAAGAUUAGGGUGAAGGUUUCAACGGAGGCGCAAUUGAAGACUUUCGGGGAUCAGCGUCGCGUUGAUUUUGUGUCCAAAGGUGUUUGGGCGAUGAAGUUUUAUAGCGACGAGGACUACAAGGGUUUUGUUGCUAAGUUUCAGGAAUGUUUGUUUGAGAAUACGUACGGGGUGGAGGCCACGGAGGAGAAUAAGGUGAAGUUGUACGGGAAAGACUUCAUUGGGUGGUUGAAGCCGGAAACUUUGGACGACUCUAUGUGGGAAGACGCUGAUGAUGCAUUCUCAAAGAGCCCGAGUUCGGAAACGCCGGUGAGAGCGAGCCAUGAUUUGAGGGAGGAGUUUGAGGAGGUGGCCAACGGUGGGAUACAGAGCUUGGCAUUGGGGGCGUUGGAUAAUAGUUUCUUAGUUGGUGAUUCGGGCAUUCAGGUUGUCAAGAACUUCGCUCAUGGAAUUCAAGGGAAAGGCGUUUGUGUCAAUUUCGACGGUGGGGAUUACAGGAGUGGUUCGAGUAUGGCGCACUCCACGCCGAGAAAGGCACUGCUUAUGAAGGCAGAGACUAAUAUGCUCCUCAUGAGUCCAAUGAAUGGGGGGAAGCCUCACUCCAAAGGGCUCCAUCAGCUUGAUAUUGAAACUGGGAGGAUUGUUACGGAGUGGAAGUUUGAGAAAGAUGGAACUGAUAUUACAAUGAGGGAUGUGACAAAUGAGAGUAAAGGAGCACAAUUGGAUCCCUCGGGCUCAACAUUUUUGGGAUUGGAUGACAACAGGCUUUGCCGGUGGGAUAUGCGUGAUCGAAAAGGGAUGGUUCAAAAUCUUGCUAAUGCUAGCACCCCAGUCUUGAAUUGGACACAGGGGCAUCAGUUCUCCCGAGGGACUAAUUUUCAGUGCUUUGCAACUACCGGUGAUGGCUCAAUUGUUGUUGGGUCUCUUGAUGGGAAGAUUAGAUUGUAUUCAAUCAACUCUAUGCGACAAGCGAAGACGGCUUUCCCGGGCCUUGGUUCACCUAUUACUCAUGUGGAUGUUACCUUUGAUGGGAAGUGGAUCUUGGGCACUACGGAUACCUAUUUGAUCCUUAUCUGCACGCUCUUUACUGACAAGGAUGGGAAAACAAAGAAUGGGUUUAGUGGCCGUAUGGGAAAUAGGAUUUCGGCUCCGAGAUUGUUGAAGCUAAAUCCACUGGAUUCGCAUCUAGCUGGAGUAAAUAAUAAGUUUCGAAACGCUCAGUUUUCAUGGGUCACGGAGAAUGGAAAGCAGGAGCGCCAUUUGGUUGCAACAGUGGGAAAAUUUAGUGUGAUAUGGAACUUCUUACAGGUGAAGAAUAGCUCUCAUGAAUGCUACCGCAAUCAGGAUGGUCUCAAGAGCUGCUAUUGUUACAAGAUAGUCCUGAAGGAUGACUCCAUAGUUGAUAGUCGCUUCAUGCAUGAGAAAUUUGCCGUCACCGAUUCACCCGAGGCCCCGCUGGUCAUUGCAACCCCCAUGAAAGUCAGCUCCUUCAGCAUAUCCAGCAGGCGAUGACAUUCUCAGUCAUUUCUUACUUAUUUGCUCUUUUAGCUUAAUCAAUGAAGCUUCAAAUGCUUUGGUUUAGAACUUUAUUGUAUUCUAGAUUAUUGUUUCAUUAGGGCAUGUUUCAAAAUGAAGUCAGUAACUGAUAGUUUCUAAUUUUUCUGACUGCUUUAAAGGAGAGUUACAGAUUGUCUUGCAAUUUGCAAGCGAUUUGAUGUCUCCCAGCAAUUAGUGUUGUAUUAAUGCUUGAUGAAGCACAUGUUCUUCUUUCUCUGCUUUAGACAUAUGAAGUGAACUUCAGUUGGCUAUAAAUGAGUCUUGUUCUGAAUCAAA
Molecule: messenger RNA, 2432 nt
Organism: Carya illinoinensis
Lineage: Eukaryota; Viridiplantae; Streptophyta; Magnoliopsida; Fagales; Juglandaceae
Product: protein CYPRO4
Exons: 2
Coding region: 183-2111 (642 amino acids)
Cellular component (GO): cytoplasm; nucleus
Molecular function (GO): protein binding
Source: RefSeq, a predicted model, not a curated record